Messenger RNA from Eimeria mitis, 2376 nucleotides. RefSeq names its product WD domain, G-beta repeat-containing protein, putative. The record is from RefSeq and is a predicted model, not a curated record. Gene Ontology annotation, cellular component: nucleotide-excision repair complex; Cul4A-RING E3 ubiquitin ligase complex. Gene Ontology annotation, biological process: protein polyubiquitination; proteasome-mediated ubiquitin-dependent protein catabolic process; transcription-coupled nucleotide-excision repair. NCBI's taxonomy places the organism in Eukaryota, Apicomplexa, Conoidasida, Eucoccidiorida, Eimeriidae. The transcript is spliced from 8 exons. The coding region runs from base 1 to 2376 and encodes 791 amino acids. Gene Ontology annotation, molecular function: protein binding.
AUGCCCAGUAGUCUGCAGGUCCUUUUGCGACGAUACUUGCUUAGUAGCAGUCGGGAUGGCAGUAUCGCCCUUUACGACCUGGAGGCAGAUGCUGCUUUUAACUUAAACGGAGGUUUUGGCCCUGAGCCAAAGGUUCAUCCCAUUGGUUACGUGCAGAGAAAGCCUGAUAGACCUCCCAAACGCAACUUGCUUCCUCUGCACUUCCAGCCGGCGGCGGAGCGGCUAGUGUUGAGGGGACAAAGAUUGCUAAAUGAAUCAGGAAGCACUUCGGCAUCAAGGGAGAAAUUUGCCGGAUCAAAUGGGGCUCAAGCAGGCCAUUCACGGUCGGUCACUAGUGUCGAAUUCAUGCCGGGAGACAACGGGUUGUUCGUUUCUACUGGACUCGACAAACUUCUGAAGAUAUGGGAUACACGAGCAUGGGAAUGCGUUCUCGACAUCGCUGUUGAGAGUCCCAUUCUGUGCUGUGCUUUCGACCGAGUUGGUUUCCAUUCAAAGACGGCAUUUGGCUCCCGGGCGCGUUCGUCUAUGGGCUCAAUUGAGCAUUCUGUAGACUCACAGGCGAAUCUGACACUUGCCACGGGCUGUCAAGAUGGCAGUGUUCGCAUUUUUGACAUGAGGUGUGGAGUUGCCCAGCAGACGUUUGUGGGACACAAAGGCGCGGUGCUAUCCCUAACGUGGGAUCCAGUCACUCCAUCUCAACUGUUUUCAGGCUCUUCCGACAAGUCGAUUAGGAGGUGGGACAUUCGGCGGAAUGAUGCUUGUUUGGGGGUGUUUGACAAGGGCAAGCCAGAUCUCGAUUUCUUCCUAUCUUCCGUGGUUACUUCGGACUCUCGUAGGACCAAAGUGCCCGACCGGCAGAUCUUGACUCACGCAAAGAAGCGCACUCGAAAUUCGUUUGAUGGGAUGGUGAAUCGGGGUCAUGAAGCUAAGAGAACAAGGUCAGAGGGACAAACAAAGCAACAGCAUCCUCUAUCAUCCAGCGAGCCAGCGCGACUCCGGGAUUCUCUGCGUGACCACCCGUCGGACCCUCUCGCUUCAGAACAUCAUGAGUCAAUGGACGUUAUAAGAGGCGCAGUUGGCGUACGGGGGACUAUAAUUUCUGCGUCAAUGCUGGAGAGAGGCAGCGGCAGCAGUCGCGGUGUAUCCAGUUUGAGUAACAUCGGGGACAUGGAAUGCGAUGCAUCCCCCAGUAGCCGCGGUGGUUCACAGAAACAUAUUCUGCAGAUGGGCAGCGGAGGUAGGACAAAAAGACGGCUUCACGUGCCGACAGUUUCGUCACCUCUAUGCCGGCUGGCAGGUUCCGAAAGUUGCAUCCGUGCAAAUUCAGAGAGCGUCAGCUUUCCUGCCAAGGUCCCGACUUCUCAGGGGCUCAAUGAAGAAAUGCCCCCGCAAAACCGACUAAAUCGACGCGAAGAAAGAGGGAAGACUUGUUCGGCCGUGUGCGACCCCCUUACCUCAGAGGGAGAAUCUUAUGCUGGCGGGAAUGGAGCACUUGGGAGUGCUAGCGAGGCGCGGCACGCGGUAGGCAAGCUGUUUGAUCACUCUGAUCCCGUGUGUUUUGAAGGGAACAGACACGGCUUAUCAAGCGUAACUGGUAUAUCAUGCAGGGAUGGUAACUCCACGACUGAGGCCGUUGCAUCCGGCCAACUGUUUUGUGGCAGUGGACGCCCACGGAAAAAUGCAACUGCAUUGCGAAGUGGAGAUACAUGGGGAGUUUUUGGAGAGCCUGAAUGCCGAUGCACUGGUUCAAAAUUAUUUUUGCGUGGAGAUGGCUAUUCAGGGAGUACAGUCCAGGAGCGAAGCGUGUUUUCUGAUGUCAGUGCGCACGAGGGCGCAGUAACGUGUCUUGUGCCAAGCCCGGAUGGCGCUUACCUUGUUUCAUCCGGAAGUGAUGGGCGCAUAAGGUUAUGGAAUGCUUUGACUGGCAGCCACUGCUUUGUUCACAUGAUUCUGAACGUCCCCAGCGAGAGUUCUGUCCGUGCAUCGGCGCGAGAACCUCGCGGAGGACGAAUCGUUGGGACUCCAGCAAAGCCAGAGAAGCCGAAAACGACCACCAACAUGUAUGGUUCGAUAUGGGGGGUCCAAGCUGCCAUGUCAAGGAGCGGCGAGUAUCUUAUCCACGGAAGGGGCCGGGUGCUUUGCACAUUCGACAUUAUGACAGGAGCAGAGCUGCAGAUAACUGCACCCGAUCAUAGAGAUGAUAUUGUUUGCGUCAUAUGGAACGAUGAGAAAAGCGAAGCAUAUGCUGGGGCAGUUGACGGUAGUGUCCUAAUAUAUGAUGCUACGUGCGGUUAUGGAAGUGAUGACUCAGAGGAAGAAGAUGACAGUGAAGAGGUGGUCCCCGUGGUGGACGUUACGCCGGUGGAACCCUUGUAA